This is a messenger RNA of Glycine soja, 2555 nucleotides long. Its product is annotated as 3-hydroxy-3-methylglutaryl-coenzyme A reductase 3-like. Gene Ontology annotation, cellular component: endoplasmic reticulum membrane; peroxisomal membrane. Lineage: Eukaryota; Viridiplantae; Streptophyta; Magnoliopsida; Fabales; Fabaceae. The transcript is spliced from 4 exons. Gene Ontology annotation, molecular function: hydroxymethylglutaryl-CoA reductase (NADPH) activity; protein binding. The record is from RefSeq and is a predicted model, not a curated record. Gene Ontology annotation, biological process: coenzyme A metabolic process; sterol biosynthetic process; isoprenoid biosynthetic process. Bases 304 to 2067 code for a protein of 587 amino acids.
CGCGCGGAGAAUAAAAAAGCAAAUAAGUGCGAUAAACAAGGGUUGCACGCUCUCCGCGUGGGCAACGGUGCUGCGCGGCAACCUCUAUCUCUUUUUCUAUAAAAAACCUUCUAAUUUCAAGCUCUUCCUUUCAACUCCAAUUCCAACGGAUCUCAACUCCCAUUUCUAGCUCCCUCCCUCCCUCUGCUUUUCUUCUCUUCUCAUUUUCCUUCGAACCUCCUAAUCUCUCCCUCCAGCUUCUGGGUUCUCCAUUUUCCCUCGUUUUCUGCAUCUGCAUUUCGUAGAUUCAGUUCUCAUCGGAAAAUGGACGUUCACCGAAGACCCAUUCCUUCUUCCGGCGAACACCGAGAAACCCAGAAGCUGAAGACCACCACCACCACCACCACCGAUUCGAAAUCGCAAUCGCAGGCGCUUCUGCCUCUCUACCUCACCAACGCCCUCUUCUUCGGGGUGUUCUUCUCCGUCGCGUACUUCCUCCUCCACCGCUGGCGCGAGAAGAUCCGCACCGCCACUCCCCUCCACGCCGUCAGCCCCGCCGAGACCGCCGCCAUAGUCUCCCUCGUCGCCUCCGCCGUCUACCUCCUCGGCUUCUUCGGCGUUGCCUCCCGCGCCUCCCUCGACGAGCUAUCCGACGACGAGAUCAUCCUCAAGGAGGACUCCCGCGCCCUGGGCCCAUGCCCCGCGGCGCUGGCGGACUCCUCCUGCCUGCUCCCCAACAAAAUUCAAAACCAAUUCCCUCUAUCACCCAAGGCCAUCCACAGCGUGACGAAGGAACCACAAGUGGACAGCCCAGUCCCCAUCUCCUCGUUCUCGGAUGAGGACGAGGAGAUCGUACAAGCCGUAGUGUCGGGCUCCAUUCCAUCCUACUCACUCGAGUCGCGGCUCGGCGACACACGCCGGGCCACGGCCAUCAGGCAUGAGGUGGUGCAGAGGCUGACUUCCCGAUCCCUGUCAGGUUUACCCCUGGAAGGUUUCAACUACGACUCAAUAUUGGGGCAGUGCUGUGAGAUGCCGAUAGGGUUCGUGCAGAUCCCCGUGGGAGUAGCGGGACCACUGUUGUUGGACGGGAAGGAGUACACCGUGCCCAUGGCCACCACUGAAGGGUGUCUCGUUGCGAGCACCAACAGAGGGUGCAAAGCUAUCCACGUCUCCGGUGGGGCAUCCUCGGUGUUGCUCAGAGAUGGCAUGACCAGAGCACCCGUUGUUCGGUUACCCUCCGCUCAGCGCGCCGCGCAGUUGAAGUUCUUCUUGGAGGAUCCUCUCAACUUCGAUUCGCUUGCUGUCGUUUUCAAUAAGUCAAGCAGAUUUGCCAGGUUGCAGAACAUUCAGUGUGCUAUUGCGGGCAAGAAUCUGUACAUGAGAUUCCGAUGCAGCACUGGUGAUGCCAUGGGGAUGAACAUGGUGUCAAAAGGUGUUCAAAAUGUUCUUGAUUUUCUUCAGGAUGACUUCCCUGAUAUGGAUGUUAUUGGAAUCUCUGGCAAUUUCUGUUCGGACAAGAAAGCCGCAGCCGUGAAUUGGAUUGAAGGGCGUGGCAAGUCUGUGGUGUGUGAGGCCAUAAUUAAGGAGGAUGUUGUGAAGAAGGUGUUGAAAACCAGUGUGGAGGCCCUGGUCGAACUUAAUAUGCUCAAAAACCUUACGGGCUCAGCCAUGGCUGGUGCUCUUGGUGGGUUCAAUGCUCAUGCUAGCAAUAUUGUGUCUGCUAUCUACAUUGCCACUGGUCAGGAUCCUGCCCAGAAUGUGGAGAGUUCUCACUGCAUCACCAUGAUGGAAGCUAUCAAUGAUGGCAAGGACCUUCACGUUUCGGUGACCAUGCCCUCCAUUGAGGUUGGUACUGUUGGAGGCGGCACACAACUCGCAUCUCAGUCAGCAUGUCUUAAUUUACUUGGUGUCAAGGGUGCCAAUAAAGAAUCUCCCGGUGCAAAUUCUAGGCUACUGGCCACCAUUGUAGCCGGUUCAGUCCUAGCUGGGGAACUAUCACUCAUGUCUGCAAUUGCAGCUGGACAACUUGUUAAGAGCCACAUGAAAUACAACAGAUCUAGCAGGGAUAUAUCUACAAUUGUCCAAUGAGCUGGCCAAAGUACAAUUAACUUGUGUUAGAGACUAAUAAGCGAAUCAUCAGAUAACGACAAAAAUAACUAAAAAAAUUGGUAUUGAUGGUGGGAGGGGGUAAAAUAAAGUGAUGAUUGGCAUCUUCCAUGAGCAAAUCCAGCUCCCCAGAAGCAUGUGGUUGGUUGGUUGGCAUUCAUUGAAUAUUGGCUUCGCAUGAGGCAUUUUCUGUUAUGGAGAUUGUACAGAGGGACUUGAAUUAGAGGGUGGAGGUAAACAGGAGCCUCACUUUUGGGAUUAGAGUUCUCUUUGUUUUCCAAAAAAGGGAAAAUCAGUUUGUGUGUUGUGUUAUCCUCUUGUUUAAGGCUUACUGCUUCAGUGAUGUGGUAUUUUGGCGUGUUGUAUUUUUAUGUGUUGUAAUCUCCAUCUUGUUAAUUUGUAAUUGUAGCAAGAGAUGUCUCCCAUUGGGAUGUAGAGUUGUUAAUAAUAGUUUCUGGUUGCUCAGCAUA